UUGCCAGACAUCACUCGUAUCUCACUUCCUUUCUCUUUCUCUCUCCCACACUCCCACACUCCACACACACUCUCACACGGGGCAGUGAGAAGGGACUCCGCAAGCAGCAAGGGUCAGACUAGCAUUCCACUUCUCCACCUGCAAACAUGAGUUACUCCGGCGACGUCUACUCCAGCAGUUCCUAUCGGAAGAUCUUCGGGGAUGCGCCCCGGAGCUCCGGCCGCAUGUCGGUGGGCAGCAGCCCCUCUCGCCUGUCCGGUGGAUACCGCUCCAGCGGCUCACACCGCAACUAUAGCUCCCCAUCCAUGGUCACAUCCUCCGGCUACCGCAAGGCGGGUGCCGGGCGCAACUUUCACUCCUCCAUGCCCGACUCCAUGGACUUGACCCAGUCCACGGCCGUCACCAACGAGAUGAAAAUCAUCCGCACCAACGAGAAGGAGCAGCUCCAGGGCUUGAACGACCGCUUCGUCUCCUUCAUUGAGAAGGUCCACAACCUGGAGCAGCAGAACAAGGUUCUGGAAGCCGAGGUGACUCUACUGCGCCAACGCCACACAGAGCCCUCCCGUCUGCACGACUUGUACGAGCAGGAGAUCCGGGAGCUGAGGGCGCGGGUCGAGGAGCUGACGCACGAAAAGAGCCAGAUGCACCUGGACUGCGUGCAGAUGAAUGAGAUGCUGGACCGCGUGAAGGAGAAGCUGGACGAGGAGACGAGGCUCCGCGAGGAGGCGGAGGGCACCCUGAAGAGCUACCGUAAGGACGUGGAUGACGCCACGAUGUCCCGACUCGAGCUGGAGAAGAAAGUCGAGUCACUGCUGGAUGAGAUCGCCUUCCUCAGGAAAGUGCACGAGGAGGAGCAGCAAGAGCUGCAGGCUUCCCUGCAAGCCACACAGGUUUCAGUGGAGAUGGACAUGAGGGAUGGUAAACCCGACCUGGCCGUGGCCCUGAAGGACAUCCGUGCCCAGUACGAGGUCCUGUCAGCCAAGAAUCAGAACCAGGCCGAGGAGUGGUACCGCUCUAAGUUUGCCAGUGUGAACGAGGCGGCCUCCCGCAACCAGGACCAGGUGAAGCAUAGCAGGGAGGAGCUAAAUGAGUAUCGCAGGCAGGUGCAGGCCCGCAGCCUGGAGAUCGAGGCUCUCAGGGGCCACAACGAGGCCCUGGAGAGGCAGAUGGCUGAGAUGGAGGACCGCCAUAGCAACGAGAUGGGAGAGAUGCAGGAGACCAUCCAGGAGCUUGAGUCUGCCCUCCGCAGCACCAAGGGGGAGAUGUCCCGUCACUUGCGUGACUACCAGGACCUGUUGAAUGUCAAGAUGGCCCUGGACAUUGAGAUCGCUGCUUACAGGAAGCUGCUGGAAGGUGAAGAGUGCCGUCUGAGUACAGUUGGCGGAAAUAUCUUGCAGUCAGGUUACUCUGGCUUCUCCUAUUCGUCCAGCCGCUCCUACGCCCUGGGUUCCUCCGCCCCUUACAGGAUGAGGGGAGCCAAGCCUGAGGAACCAGAGAAGGAGGAGGAUGAGGAAGAGAAGGAGGAAGAGGAGAACGAGGAAGAAGGAGAGGAGGGAGGGGAUGGAGAGGAGAAUGCGGUGGAGAAUGGAGAGGGAGAUGAGGAGGAAGAUGAGGAAGAGGAGGAUGACGUUCAGAAGAAGAAGGAAGAGAAGGGGGGUGCUCCCAGCAAGAGCACCAAGAGCUAAACUGCUUGUGUCAUCGAUCAUCAAUGCCUUUCGCCCUACUACAGUCCACUCAUUCACUCAUAUGGAUCCCUUCCCUGUCACCUCAUUUCUGAUCACAAGGACAAACACGCACAUACACUUAACGUACUCACGCCAGAUGCCUCACACACACGUACCUUCUCCUCUCGUUCUCUGGGUAUCAAUUAUCAGCUGUGUGGUGGUAAACAGAAAGACAGACAACGCAGAGAGGUGUAUUACCCUGCCAGAAGAUAAACCUGUAGCUACAUUUUCUCAGGAUUCUAUGUCACGGUUUUACUCCAUAGAUGAUGGUUACCACAGGGAGCAGAGAGAAGGUGGUCAACAUUACAGUAUUAAGCCAGUCAGUCAGCAAGAGAAUGCCUUAAAGCAAGUAUGAUGUCAGAUUAAGAAGUCAGGGAUGAUGUCGCCCAGUAAGGUCCCGUCUUUAUGUACCAUUAAUGAUAUGAGAUGUGGUUAUUAAGAGCAAUUCAAUUGUAAUCUUGAAAGUAAUAGUACGAUACUGGUAGUAGCACACAGACUAUGCCUACUAUAUGCACAGAGGUCUAGAGCAUAGAGCUUUACUAACGUUUACCAGUCCAACAUUUAAGGUGCUUUUUGAAGAAAGACAUUUUAAAAAGUUGGAAACAUCUAAGGUAAUUUGAUUGUAGAAAAUGCUCUUUAAACCUUUUCAUGAAUGUUAGCGUAUAAUAUUGGGCACACAGAAUCCAGAACAUGCCCAUCGGUGCAAUACCGUAUUCUGAGCUGAAGAUACAAACUGGCACACUGAAUGCUCCUCCCUCCUCUCUUUUUCAUUCACAGGAGAAAGAUAUAGAAUGUUCUGUCCAUUGACCCACUUUCUUUUCCAUCACUUUUCAUCACCAGAAAAGUAAAUAUUUCACCACUCACCUUCCCCCCUCUCUCUGUCACUGCGAAUGUCAUAGCACGGCAAAAUGACAACAUGGAUUCUAGAAAACAGUACAUGAAAUCAUAGCAUUUAUUUGGGAGGGUUCUAAUUUCAAAGAUAGGAGAUAAGUGCAUUGUGCAGUACCUCUUCUGUGUUCAGAAGGACACCUUUCAGGAAUGAAAAAUGUAGAGUUUUAAAAUGCUGCUAUUUAUCACACUAUACCCUUAUAUUUGAUGUUGAAAUACCCUCUCUUGAUUGAUUCAUUUGUCACUGAAUGGAUAUGCCCUCAAAGUAAGAUAAGUCUCUAAACCUGAGGUAAAUGUCUCUCCUAGUCCCUUCCUUUCCUCAGAGCAGUCUAAGUCUUGUUUGUUUACUAUCUGCGGUCGUUUAGUGCUCUGUACCCUACGACCUUCUGGCUGGUGGUUUGAGUGGUAGAGUGUGUGUUGUUAAGUCCCAAAUGGUACCCUAUUCUGUAUUUUCUGCACUACUUUUGAUCAGAGCCCAUCGGGAUGCUGCCUGUGUUUGCUUCUAGCAGUGUGCUCUGCUCCAGACAGUUAAGAGGCCUGUGGCUGCUGUGAAGGACAGCUGGAGGUGACAAUGAGUGAGAGACAGCCCUCCACUCUGACUGCAUCACAGGCGGCCGGCCGGUGGCACCUUAAUUGGGGAGUACGGUCUCAUAGUAAUCGCUGGAAUGGAAUGGUAUCAAACACACCAAACAC
This is a messenger RNA of Salvelinus sp. IW2-2015, 3305 nucleotides long. Its product is annotated as low molecular weight neuronal intermediate filament-like. Gene Ontology annotation, cellular component: cytoplasm; intermediate filament. NCBI's taxonomy places the organism in Eukaryota, Metazoa, Chordata, Actinopteri, Salmoniformes, Salmonidae. Gene Ontology annotation, molecular function: structural constituent of cytoskeleton. The record is from RefSeq and is a predicted model, not a curated record. Gene Ontology annotation, biological process: intermediate filament organization.